UCGCGAAACGUCGAACAGACAUCGACGUGACGUGCCCUUUGACCAAAUUAUUCAAGGCUUUGUACCGCGUACGUUUAUCCGUUUUAUCGACCAAUAACCGAUUGAUGCGUUUUUUUAUGCACCGCUUUGAUCGUAAAUUUUCUAUAUUUUGUUGUCGCACUUCGCUCGAAACACGUCGGGACAGUUCCCGAUUUACUUUUAUUCACGUUCGGAUGGAAACUUAUUUUGUGUUCGCAAGUAUUUAAAACUGAUGUGCAUAUUACCCUAACGUCACGUGAUUUUGCUUCCUAGCAACUUCAAACAACGCCAGGCUAGCUCGAAACAUAAUCACGAUUGAUAACUUUUUUUCUAUGCAUGAAAAUGUACAUCUUAUGUCCGAUUGGAGUGCGGUUAUCGUACUUGCGCGAACAUCUGGUGUCGCGUUAAAAUUUAACGAGAUCUCGUACGUUUUAUUUUGAAACCAUUAUGUCGGCUUUUAUCCGACUCAAUUUGUACGAGUAAAGAAUAAUCGUAUGGCAAAAUGAGAAAACAUAAUAGUAAAUUAACUAAUUUAGAACCGCAGACGUUUAUGAACUCGGAAAUGUAAUCUAAAUCUCCCGUCAAUGAACUGUAAAUGUACAGUUGGGUCAUUAGCGAAUAACUGGGUAAAGCUAGGUGUAGUGCAGAAUGUGGGGAACAAUUAUUCAUAACAUUUCUUAUCAGUUUGAGCAAGUAGCUUAAACUUCAUUGAAUGUUGCAGAAGACUUACAUUGAUUAUCGUAGUUUCCUUUUAUCGGGAUAUAAUGUUGUUACGACUUUAAGCCUUGUUUCCACUUGUUUGGGUUUGACUGCACUUGCAAUAUUAUACGAGGGUAUGAAAAUCUUACAAACUAAAAUACAACAGAGAACUAUUGUCCUUAUACAAAAUCAAACAACUAAAACAUCAGAGAACUCUUCCUUGUUAUCAAAAAUAUCAUCGAGGUCUGUUGGAAAACAAUCUUCUUUACAUUGUAUACGUUGGUCCACUUGGAGUUUUCAAGUGCUUCAUUGGUUUAUACAUACAGUUCUUGGCUAUGUGUUAAUGUUGGCUGUUAUGACAUACAACGUAUAUAUUAAUAUUGCUGUCGUAUUGGGAGGAUGCCUUGGGUACUGGAUAUUUGGUCCUAAACUUAUAGAACUUCAUAUGGCACAAUUUCAUAAAAGACAAAGAUUAUUAGAAUGUGACAAAGAAUGCGCAGAUAACUUAGUUAAUCAUCAAAGGCCAGGAUUAACAGUUUCUAUUGUCGCAGAGCAAUUAGUGACGGAAGCUACCAUUGAAGUUCAUGUGCCAACAGAUGCUUGAGAUAAAUUUUAACAAACA
Colletes gigas is the source of this 1339-nucleotide messenger RNA. Its product is annotated as high affinity copper uptake protein 1-like. The transcript has 4 exons. The record is from RefSeq and is a predicted model, not a curated record. Gene Ontology annotation, biological process: copper ion transmembrane transport; intracellular copper ion homeostasis. Bases 731 to 1321 code for a protein of 196 amino acids. Gene Ontology annotation, molecular function: copper ion transmembrane transporter activity. NCBI's taxonomy places the organism in Eukaryota, Metazoa, Arthropoda, Insecta, Hymenoptera, Colletidae. Gene Ontology annotation, cellular component: plasma membrane.